Messenger RNA from Tripterygium wilfordii, 834 nucleotides. RefSeq lists its product as uncharacterized. Lineage: Eukaryota; Viridiplantae; Streptophyta; Magnoliopsida; Celastrales; Celastraceae. The transcript is spliced from 2 exons. The coding region runs from base 1 to 834 and encodes 277 amino acids. The record is from RefSeq and is a predicted model, not a curated record.
AUGAAGCAUUUAGGAUGCCGGUUCAAGUUUUUUCACGCAUUAUGUAGAACUUUAAGGGAUGAUUAUGGUUUGACUGGUUUGGAUAAUAUUGGCAUUCCUGAGAUGGUAGCGAUGUUCAUAUCUAUUUUAUGUCAUGCUCAAGCGAAUCGGGAUAUACAGAAGAGGUUUCAACACUCAGGCGAGACUAUUAGUCAACUUUUCCAUAAGGUUUUGCUAUUAGUCCUGAAGUUGUCUAAGGAUAUCAUCCAACCUAGGGGUAAUGCCUUACAUGAAACCCCUAUGUAUAUACAUAAGCAUCCUAAAAUUUCUUAUCGUAUAUGUUUUAAGGAUUGUAUUGGGGCACUGGAUGAAACCCAUAUAUUGGCCAUUGUUGGGCCAGAGAAUACACAAAGAUAUAUUGGGAGAAAAGCUGUCAUCACCCAGAAUGUUUUAGCAGUGCGUAACUUCGAUAUGAUGUACACAUAUGUAUCGGCUGGAUGGGAGGGUUAUGCCCAUGAUAGUCAGGUUCUGGAACAUCCCUUGCGUGUUGAGAGAAUGAAGUAUGCAGAGAAGACAAGUUUCCUCGCACCAUACAAGGGAGAGAGAUAUCAUGUUCCUGUAUUCCAUAAUGGAGCACCCCCAUCGGGACCCCAUGGAAGAUUCAAUAAGGCCUAUGCUUGGCUUAGAAAUGUCAUCGAAAGGACAUUCGGGGUUAGAAAGAAGAAAUUACGGAUCUUAAACGCAAUGACUUCCUAUGAUAUAAAGGUUCAAGCGAUGAUUGUGUUAGCAUGCACGGCACUUCACAAUUUUAUACGCAUGCAUGUUGUUAUAUUCGGUGCCCGACCCCCUUCAUGA